CGUUUUGGCGCCCAAAAUUGAGGAAAGAUAAGACCCUUAAAAGGAGCGAGGGAAGACUGAGGCAGAAUGGCAGAUGAUAUGUGCGGAUCCUGAGGCGUUAGUGCUCAAAGCUCAUUGCCCUUCUCAGGAGCUUCUCAGCUAUCGCUUUCGUUUCCGCCGCCGCUUCUGCCUUCUUUUCUUCUCCCUCUAAACUCUCCGGCGCCGUCAUGGAUGAACUCCAGGCCCUGAAGACCCGCCUCUGCAUCAUCGGCAGCGGCCCCGCUGCUCACACCGCCGCCAUCUACGCCGCCCGUGCAGAGCUCAAACCCAUCCUCUUCGAAGGUUGGAUGGCCAACGAUAUUGCACCUGGUGGCCAACUCACCACCACCACCGAUGUCGAGAACUUCCCUGGCUUCCCUGAUGGUCUCAUGGGGAUGGAGCUCAUGGAUCGCUGCCGCAGCCAGUCCGUUCGCUUCGGCACCGAAAUUUUCACCGAGACUGUCACUAAAGUCGAUUUCUCCACUAACCCUUUCAAGGUUUUUACUGAUUCCAAGUCCGUUCUGGCCGAUUCCGUUAUUGUCGCCACUGGUGCUGUCGCAAAGCGUUUGCAGUUCCCUGGGUCUGGCGAUGGCCAAGGUGGUUUCUGGAAUCGAGGGAUCUCUGCUUGUGCGGUUUGUGAUGGUGCGGCCCCCAUAUUCAGGGACAAGCCAUUGGCGGUGAUCGGAGGAGGUGAUUCCGCGAUGGAGGAGGCGAAUUUCUUGACUAAGUAUGGAUCUAAGGUUUAUGUCAUUCACCGAAGGGAUACUUUUAGGGCUUCCAAAAUCAUGCAGAAUCGUGCAUUGACCAAUCCUAAGAUCGAGGUCGUGUGGAACUCGGCGGUGCUUGAAGCCUAUGGGGAUGGAGUCAAGGGUGUUUUGGGAGGUUUAAAGGUGGAGAAUGUGGUAACUGGCGACGUUUCCGAUUUAAAGGUGUCGGGUUUGUUCUUUGCCAUCGGGCAUGAGCCGGCAACCAAGUUCUUGGAUGGCCAGCUGGAACUCGACUCUGAUGGUUACGUUUUGACGAAGCCCGGAACGACACAGACGAGUGUCAGAGGUGUUUACGCGGCUGGUGAUGUGCAGGACAAAAAGUACAGGCAAGCGAUUACUGCUGCUGGCACAGGAUGCAUGGCCGCUUUAGAGGCAGAGCAUUACCUGCAAGAGAUUGGUUCUCAAGAGGGCAAGAGUGAUUGACUAUCUGUCUGCUGCUCCAGUAAACCAACCGUGUCACGGAAAAUUACCUCUCAUCUGUAGAAGGAAGCUUUCAUUUUGGAUAUGUUUGCAUUCUCAACUAUAUCCAUUGUUGUUUUCAUGAGAUAAAAAAUAAUAUCUGUUAGUGUUUCGGUUUCCCUUGUUAUUGUUAUUGUUCUGCUACAUGUCUUCUUUUGUUGAUUGAUUAAGCAUCUGGAUACCAGUUUUCUGUAUAUCCUGAUACUACAGAAAUGAAAUAUACAGAUUGAAGAAAUU
Telopea speciosissima is the source of this 1481-nucleotide messenger RNA. RefSeq names its product thioredoxin reductase 1, mitochondrial. Gene Ontology annotation, biological process: removal of superoxide radicals. The record is from RefSeq and is a predicted model, not a curated record. The transcript is spliced from 2 exons. Lineage: Eukaryota; Viridiplantae; Streptophyta; Magnoliopsida; Proteales; Proteaceae. Gene Ontology annotation, cellular component: cytoplasm. The coding region runs from base 207 to 1208 and encodes 333 amino acids. Gene Ontology annotation, molecular function: thioredoxin-disulfide reductase (NADPH) activity.